Molecule: messenger RNA, 2936 nt
Organism: Zea mays
Lineage: Eukaryota; Viridiplantae; Streptophyta; Magnoliopsida; Poales; Poaceae
Exons: 2
Coding region: 1039-2469 (476 amino acids)
Biological process (GO): transmembrane transport
Cellular component (GO): membrane
Molecular function (GO): transmembrane transporter activity
Source: RefSeq, a predicted model, not a curated record
CCGCGUAUCCGCAGAUGACAGCGUCAACACGAGCAUUGCUUGCCCUAUCUACGUUUUACUACCUCGAUCGAGAGACGAGAGGUAGAAAAUGACAGAGAUGCCCGCGGCAGUUGCAGAGCAUGCACGCUCCCACGCGGCCAGCGUGCGACGAAUUCUUUGGUUCCGCAGGCCUGGAGCCUUGUGUGGGCUACUCUUGCUCCAUCACCUACGGAUGUAGGAAUACCAACCAUGCCACUGCCAGAUCUCCUCUCCUCUCCACUGAGGACUCUGACCAGUGGGACUAGGAUAUUCCUUCUUCUUCACCCACGACUCCGCCUUCCUAGUUCUUGGGCGGCCGGUGAGGACGAACACGGACUCGCGCUCUCGCUCGCGCCAUCGGAGGAAAGGAGAUCCACUCGGAGCAUGCGGGCCGCCGCGCGGUAGAUGGUGAGCGCUCUUGGUUUUCCCCCCCUUCUGAUUCUGCUCUGCAGAUAUGGGGUCAUUCAUUGGGGUUCCCCGCUGGCCCGCUCCGUCAUGCCACUUCUCACGCUUGGAGGACUGCCUUCCUUCCUCGAUGGCGUGACGGCUCAGGGCUACAGAUCACUGCUCCCUCUCCACCUACGGCGCUAAGCCCAAACCCCGAUCGACCCGCUUCGUCAAAACCCACGCCGUUUUCCCCUCAUCGAUCUCCUCGCUGGGACCCAAUUCCACUUCCAACCGGCCGUCUCCUACCAGUACCGCCUGCGCCUCCCUGGACCCGUUCCGUCUGAUUCCCCACCGCUGCUUCGUCGUCAACAUACUUCUCAGCCAAUAGGUGCACAUCUUCCUACUUCGAUGCGAAUCCUACUCUGGAUUCAAGUCAGGUCCAGUUUGAAAGUGACAAGAAGCUGCUCUAGUUCCACGCAUCUUCGCCGCCCCAUCAUUGCCACCCGCAAGCGGCAAGCCCAACGGUUUCCAACCCAACCGGAGUGAUCAAUCCUUCUACUCUACUCUACUCAGUGGAGUAGUAUAAAACUGAGGAACACGGCAAUAACACGAGCAAAUUCAGCUUGUCUUCCAAUGGGGGAUCGUGUUGGUGUCAAGUACAACAGCAUCAAUGAGGCUGAAGAGCAUAAGGGAGGGCAUGGCAUCCCCAAGGUUUCCAUGAUACCCCUCAUAUUCCUCAUAUUUUAUGAAGUUUCAGGGGGUCCCUUUGGGAUUGAGGAUAGUGUCAAGGCUGCUGGGCCACUACUGGCAAUUUUGGGCUUUCUUCUGUUUGCACUCAUAUGGAGCGUUCCAGAAGCUCUAAUCACUGCUGAGAUGGGCACUAUGUUCCCCGAGAAUGGUGGUUAUGUUGUCUGGGUUUCUUCAGCUCUUGGUCCGUUCUGGGGUUUUCAGCAAGGUUGGGCAAAGUGGCUCAGCGGUGUCAUAGAUAAUGCCCUCUAUCCAGUCCUAUUUCUGGACUAUGUCAAGUCCAGUGUUCCAGCUCUUGGAGGUGGGCUCCCAAGGACCUUAGCGGUGCUUAUCCUCACAGUUGCGCUUACAUACAUGAACUACAGAGGGCUGACUAUAGUUGGCUGGGUGGCAGUCUUUCUUGGGGUGUUCUCUCUUCUCCCGUUCUUUGUGAUGGGAUUGAUAGCUAUUCCACAGAUUGAACCUUCUAGGUGGCUUGAAAUGGACUUGGGGAGUGUGGAUUGGGGAUUGUAUCUGAAUACACUAUUUUGGAACCUCAACUAUUGGGAUUCAAUCAGCACAUUGGCUGGUGAAGUCGAGAAUCCAAAGAGAACCCUACCAAGAGCGCUUUCUUAUGCUCUAGUUCUAGUGGUGGGAGGAUACCUCUACCCAUUAAUCACUUGCACAGCAGCAGUUCCAAUCGUUAGGGAGCACUGGUCAGAUGGGUAUUUUUCAGACAUCGCAAGAAUUCUCGGUGGCAUUUGGUUGCACUCAUGGAUUCAAGCAGCAGCUGCUUUAUCCAACAUGGGCAAUUUUCUCACUGAAAUGAGCAGCGAUUCUUACCAGCUUCUUGGGAUGGCUGAGCGAGGCAUGCUCCCUGACUUUUUUGCCAAGAGAUCUCACUAUGGAACCCCGCUUAUUGGCAUCCUGUUCUCUGCCUUCGGUGUGAUCCUACUGUCCUGGAUGAGCUUCCAGGAGAUCAUCGCUGCCGAGAACUACCUCUACUGCUUCGGCAUGAUCCUGGAGUUCAUUGCCUUCAUCAAGCUGCGGGUGUACCAUCCGAACGCCUCUCGGCCCUACAAGAUCCCUUUGGGCACCAUUGGUGCUAUCCUUAUGAUCAUCCCACCUGGUCUCUUGAUCAUUGUGGUGAUGGCACUCGCGUCCUACAAGGUGAUGGUGGUGAGCAUCCUAGCGAUGGUCUUCGGAUUCGUGCUGCAGCCGUGUUUGGUGUACGUGGAGAAGAAGCGGUGGUUAAGGUUCUCCAUCAGUGCAGACCUGCCCGAUUUGCCUGAUGUGCAGGAAAUUGCUGAAGAUGAUGCUGUCCCACUCGUGGUCUAAUAUUCGGCCAUUGUGCUCUGGAGGUGUUGUUCCCAAUCGAGACAUCCUAGGAUGGAAUGUGACACACUGGGAUUCACGACCUUGUAUCUCCUGAAUGAGUUCCAAAGCCAGAGGUCUUAGACAUCUUGUAUAAGGACACAUUAUGUUUUCACCGUGCUAUUGAACAUCAUGAUGGCAUCAUGCAUCAAACAGAAAUGUAAGCCCCAGACAGUGUUCAUCAAAGGAGAUCCUCCAGAUUAUCAAAUACAUGUUGCAUCUGCUGUCAGCUGUCGCUUAACUUGUCUAUAUACUAGGGUCGAUCCAUGACAUGACAUGAGGUUACUCAUCUGGGAUCGCCUUAAAAUGGGUGAACGUUAACUCUUGAUAAGAGGCAGUAGAGGUUCUCGACCUGCAGAUUGUAACCUGGUUUCCAUUGCAUAAACUGUUAUCAGUAAUUCCAUCUUUUGCGUACAGUUUUGUGUUAUAAA